This is a messenger RNA of Closterium sp. Naga37s-1, 1518 nucleotides long. The record is from the annotation of a GenBank genome assembly. Lineage: Eukaryota; Viridiplantae; Streptophyta; Zygnematophyceae; Desmidiales; Closteriaceae.
AUGGCCCUUUACAACGUGACCAUCCUCACCACGUGCCUCCCCUUCCUUCCACUCUUCACCCCACCUCCAAUCUGUAGGCUUGGCUUGGACAUAGGCGGUGGCACAGGCAGCUUCGCUGCACACAUGGCCCUCUACAAUGUGACCAUCCUCACCACGGCGAUGAACGUGGAGACCGUGGUGGGGCGCAAGCAGGGGCUGCCCUACAUGGAGGCCAUCGCUCUAAGGGGACUCAUUCCCCUGCACCUGCCACACAAGAGCCUUGCGACCAUCCUCACCACGGCGAUGAACGUGGAGACAGUGGUGGGGCGCAAGCAGGGGCUGCCAUACAUGGAGGCGAUUGCCUUGAGAGGACUGAUUCCCCUGCAUUUGCCACACAAGGCCCGCCUACCCUUCUUCGACGGCGCGUUGGACAUCAUUCACAGCGUCAACAGCGUCAAGUGGCCCUCUUUCCUUCCUCCUUUCUCCCCGCUCUCUGCCCGCCUGCCCUUCUUUGACGGCGCAUUGGACAUCAUUCACAGCGUCAACAGCGUCAAGUACCUGCCCAUGCUGGAGUUUGAAGAGAUGCUCUUUGAGUGGGACCGCGUGCUCAGAGUUGGAGGUGUCAUCUGGGUGGAGAUGUUUUACGCGCCUCUAGACGAGUUCCCGGUCUACGUUGCUAUCCUCAAUCUCCUCGGCUACAACCGCCUGCACUGGCGUGUGCUGCCCUCCACUUCCCUCCCCUGCCCUCCCCCACCUUCAGGUGGUGUGAUCUGGCUGGAGAUGUUCUACGCCCCUCUGGACGAGUUCCCAGUGUAUGUCGCCAUCCUGAACCUUCUCAGCUACAACCGCCUGCACUGGCGCGUGCUGCCCAAACCAGACCCGGGGGAACGCAAGGGGCCUCAUGUGUACCUGAAUUGCCUGCUGGAGAAACCGGUUAGACGAGAAGAGGGGUGGGUGGAGGCUGGGAGGAGGGAGGAAGGGCGAGGAGAGGAGGAGGGGGGGAGAGUAGUUGGGGGGAGGGAAGGGGGGACGAGUGAGGAUACGGGAGGGAAGGAGGGAAUGGAGAGAGAAGUGGGGGGAAGGGAGGAAGGAGGAAGAAGAGAGGAGGGGAGAGGAGAGGGUUCGAGUAAUCAUCGUUCAGAGGGAGACGUUGAGCAAGGAAGGAGGAUUGAAGGGGCGGGCAUAGGAAACGGAAGCAGGCAAGGAGGGGCUGAGGAGGACGGAAAAGGGGAUGAGGGGAAUGGGAAGAUGGAGAGGAAUGAGGAGGAGAGGAAACUAGAGGCGGGCCGUCGUGGUGUGAGGAAGCUUAUGCGGAUGGAGGGAGAGGAAGGCAUGGUGGCGGUGGUUCGGAAGAUGACUCUGGCUGGGGGAAGGAGCUCUUUAGAGUCCAUCGAGACCUCAUUGUUCAUGGAGAACCCAGGGCCGUCGUGGUGUGAGGAAGCUUAUGCGGAUGGAGGGAGAGGAAGGCAUGGUGGCGGUGGUUCGGAAGAUGACUCUGGCUGGGGGAAGGAGCUCUUUAGAGUUCAUCGAACAUCCUAG